This is a messenger RNA of Cydia strobilella, 3412 nucleotides long. Its product is annotated as zinc finger protein 287-like. Gene Ontology annotation, molecular function: zinc ion binding. Lineage: Eukaryota; Metazoa; Arthropoda; Insecta; Lepidoptera; Tortricidae. Gene Ontology annotation, cellular component: nucleus. Bases 122 to 2335 code for a protein of 737 amino acids. The transcript is spliced from 9 exons. The record is from RefSeq and is a predicted model, not a curated record.
GCAAGAGCUUGAAUAUCUUGAUUGUGGUCUUGAUUUGAUUGCUUGAAAUUGCUUAUUGCUCUGUAGUUCAUGCUACUGGCAUCAAUGUUUAUUUAGAUUUACUUAAGAAAGUCACAUUACCAUGAUGUUUGAUAUAAAACAAGAGCUCGAAGACUUGGAAAUAUGUCGCGGUUGUCUCAGCUCAGACAGGAGACUAUCUUCUAUGGCUACCGACGAUUUACGCUCUCUUCUUACAGAAGACCAAUCACUGGAAUUGGAUCAUCAGGCGACCAUAGCUCUGUGUUGGGAGUGUAUGGCUCUGCUGCGCAAGACGCACAAGUUCCAGGGACAGGUACAAAGGGCACACACGAUUCUGCAAGACUCCUUACAACUUUCACCAGCAAAACCUACAUUGUCAUCUCUUUCUGUCCACCAAAAUUUUGAAUAUGAUGUUGUUUUUGAAGAAAGCACACCUACUGAACAAUCAAUUUCUUAUGAAACACCAGAACUUCAUAAAGUUAUUGUACCCACAAAAUACAAAACUAAAGGUUCAAAAAGCAGUAUAGAAAAUGUAGAUACUGUUAAAGUUCAUCUUAAUGAUAUUUAUGAAAAUGUGAAAUGUAAUACUACUAUUAAAAUUGAACAUCCCAAUGCUGACAGUGAUGAUGACGAUAAUGAGUAUUUUGAGCCCGAUGAUAGAAAUUUCAGUUCGUCUGAAGAAAUUACAGAAACCAAAGUAAAUACUCGAAAAAGUUUACGUAAAGCUGCUAACAAUACAGUAGUAAAUCAUUCAAUGAAACAAAAAUUAACUGAAGAAAUUUCAAUAAUGAAAACUCCUGCCAUGCUGAAAAAAGCAAAACAGAAUACGCCGAAAAAAAGAAAAGCUAACUCAAUUGAGAAAUGUUCUGAUGAAAUCGAAAUUGGCAAUAUGAAUAACAUUGAUAAUAACAUAAAAGAAGAAAAUGAUAAUAGCGCUGCAGGCAAUCAAAAUGCCAAGGCUGUUGCUACAAAAAGAAAAAAACAUGUAAAGCUAGAGGAUGAUCCAGAUUUCAAAGUAGAGGAUAUUAAAGGAGAAAUUAGUUCUAAUGAUAGUGACGAUGAAAUCCAUGAAAAUAAAACAAAAGAUGAUAAAGAAAAACCGAUGAAGAAAAAGGAAAGAUCUCAACUGACCCAGAGACUGAAAUACAAUAAAAUAUUUACAAAGUAUAAAAAAAUUGAAAAUGUUUUGCCACAUUUUCAAGAAAUCGAAAUGAGUCAGCAAGAUUUAAAGAGCACUUUAGAAAAAGAUGAUGCAAUUGUUGACGAUAAAUAUCCUGUUAAAUGUAACAUAUGCGGUGUGAUGUUUGGGUUAGCCAGAAGUUUGACCGCUCAUGCAUAUAGAUAUCAUAGUAGAACUCAUCCCGGUCUAAUAGUCAACAAAUGGUUCACCAACCCACCACCUCUGUUACCUCAGAAGUCCGUCUGGCGCUGCCGUGUUUGCGCCAGAAUGAUGCGCAAAGAGCACAUAGUCGCACAUAUGAAUAAAUACCACACCAUGCAAUAUUUUUGCAUCGAAGAUGGAUGUGAAUUGUAUGAGAAGGAUCAGAAGUAUUUUUGGGAAAAGGAGCAUUGCGUACAACACUGGAACGAAGUUCACAAAUAUUACAUAUGUGACAUUUGCAAUAAACGUUACAUAAAAAAGACGGCCAUGGAGUUUCAUAUUAUAGAAGCUCACCCUCCACCUAAACCGCCGAAACUCCAUGAAUGCCCCCAUUGCUUCAAGAAAUACACCAAUCGCUCGUCGCUCUAUAACCACAAAACGAAACAUAUGUUUGAACCGGCAGAGCUGCGGUACUGUGUGGAGUGCGACACCACCUUUAAGACGAUUUUCAACUUCAAGUUUCACUUCCGCACUUUUCAUUCGGGGAAGCCUAGGCCUAAAUAUCCGUGCACCGUGUGCGGCAAGGUGCUGCAAGCAAAAUCAGGGCUUAAGCUCCAUAUGAACUUCUUCCACAUUGGAGUUACUAAAUACCGUUGUCACAUCUGUGGUAAGUACCUGUUCAAUCCGCAGUGUCUGAAAAAUCAUUUGGAUAAACACAACAAUAUACAAUCUAAGAAACCCAAGAAGACUGUACCGUGCACCGUUUGCGGACGCGCGUUUGAGCACAAGAGCCUUAUAAUCCACAUGCACACGCACACAGGCGCACGGCCGUACAAAUGUCCGCACUGUGAGGCAGCGUUCACACAACCCUUUGUGCUACGCACGCAUUUGGCUAAACAGCAUAAUGUGAACGCGACCGUGCGAAUCAAUGGGGACAUCAUACCGGCGAUGAAAACUGAUGGAGCUUUGGAUGGUGAUCCAACUUCUUGUUUUUAAGCAACGACGCAAAAAGAGGGGUGUUAUGUUUGACUUCUAUGUGUGUGUGUCAGCCUGUGGAACCGUAGCUCUUAAGAGAUACGAAAAACGGAAAAGGUUUUUCCACUUCAAAAUAUUUUCCAUUCUCCAUGGUUUUUAGUAUGUUAUUGACACAAUGAAAAACUAGGUUUAUAGGUUUUCCUUUUUUCAAAAGGACUAUGCGUCAAAAUGGUCCAAAAACCAACAGAGUUGAGAGUUAUCUCAUUUAAUAGGUCUUUUUAUCUACUAUAAUUUAUUACAUGGACACCAAACGGAAUUCCAUUGCAGAACUGAGAUAUUGGUAUUUUAGGCAAAAGGUCGUCACCCUUAUUACCUUGGCAAUAGAGUCCACCGCCGGGCGAGCCCGGCAAACCAUUCGCCGAAAUACCUAUCUAAUGACUUAACUCUCAUUUCUGUCGGUUUUUGGACUAGGCCAAGACGUUUUUAAGUAAAAAUUUUGUUGACCAUGUUGACAUUUCUGACGGAUGAAAUGUCAAUAAUGCGUUUUGAAAUUGCAUCGACUUAACUUGUGCGUUCAGAAUUAUAUUUAACAUAAUUAUUAAAAAACAAACGUUUAUUAUGGAAUUUUAAGGUUUAUUACUUAAAAUCAUUAAAUAAAGCUAAAUCUGGUAUUUUUUAUUAAAUUCUCAAACCAUUUAUUUAAUGAUAAUAAAUAUAGAACGAACCAUUAUUAUGAGCGUUUUACGUUUUGUUAUCUGUCAAGCUACUUAAACACGCUCCAUCAAAGGUCAAAUUACUUUCCCCACUAGUGGAUAAAAUGCGUUUUUCCCCGCUUGUUUUAAAGGAUAAAAGACGGAUUUCCGAGCUAGUGAGGGGAAAAUAACUAUUCCCCGUGAAGAUUUUCAGACAAUAUUUGAAAGCGUCAUUAAUAUCUAUAAAUUACGCUGAACAUGUCAACCUUAACAAAACGAUUUAAGUUUCAAAUUAGAUUGGACUUUUGGAAAAUGUGACUUGUCUUCAAAGUAAUCAUCAAAGCUGGAUUAAUUGGAAGAAAUUUGGAUUUUUUGAAAAACCAUGUAUUGGUGUGGCAUACAUUUA